Molecule: messenger RNA, 498 nt
Organism: Lactuca saligna
Lineage: Eukaryota; Viridiplantae; Streptophyta; Magnoliopsida; Asterales; Asteraceae
Source: the annotation of a GenBank genome assembly
AUGACAUCAUUCUUGGAACAAUUAAGAUGUUUGAAGAUAAUCAGCAAUGAUACUACCCAGCUUGCAAGAACUGUAAGAGAAAGGUUUAAAAAAUUCCCCUUGAACAAUCCAAUGUUUUGGACAGUGUGGCUGAGAAUGAAUCAGGACAAGUGCAAAGAACAAGUCAUAGUUGAUGAACCAAGGACACUGAAACUUUUUAAUGCCGUGAUCUCAGAUUUCAACUCUCAGGAUACAAUUGGUUUUAAGGAUUCUGCUUCCUUCGUUGUUGAUAAUACUCCUAUCUCUACUUUUCCAAGUACCAUUUCAAUGAGUCCAUCAACCAACCAUGACACCACUAGCCUCCUUUCACCAACCACCAAUGUGAAAUGUAAACUUGUAGAUGUUUACGAUCUUGAAGAUACUGUUUGUGAGUCAUCAAUAAAACCUUCAAAAAAAUCCAUUGGAAUCAAGGAAAGUGUUGUGUCCACACAACUAUUGAUUCCUAAAGCUGAGAAGUGA